AUGAACCGGCUUCAGAUAGAAAGAAAACCGUUCUUGACACCACUAAAUGAAGAAACAAAACAUGAAGGAGAAAAUCGAUUGGUAAAGACUGAACUCCCACCUCAAAAAAUCUUGAAAAUUGCUUUGGACAAUUGCCUUCCUGUAGUUUCAUGCCAUCAGGGACUGUUUCCUGAGCUAACCCCGAGGACUGUGGAUGAGUUGCCUCCCCCCCCCAAAAUAGACAAAUACAGACUUGCAAGAUUUUUAACAGACAAGGCCAUCAGGGAAAAGAGAAUUUUUACCAUCUGUGGACCUUACCCGGUAAUCCGCUCAGCUUUAAAGAAGAGAGGAUGGGUGGAAAAAAAGCACACCCUUAAAACUGACAUUCCAGACCGUAAAGAUGAUGGGAAUGAAACAGAGCGUGAUCAAGUUGGCAAAACAGAAAGCAAAACGGCCUUGCGUGAAGAGGAAAGUCAUCUUAACAAUUCAUAUGACAUCCAUGAUAUAAUGUCUAGGUUGGUAAGAAAUGAAGAAACCUCCUUUUACUGGACUAUAAAAAAGGAUGCGGUUGAUUACUAUAAUCUCCACAUUGAUCAGAUGCUGAACCAUUAUGCGAGAACUGGCUCCUUUACAACCAAAAUUGGACUUUGUUUGCACAUGAGGAAUUUGCCAUGGUAUGUGUCAGCCAACCCAAACUGUUUCUUCCCUCGAUGUUAUGGCAUAUGCAUGGAUGAUGAGAAAUUUGAUUUUAUUGAUGACUUCAGGAAAACAGCAGCAUGCUCCAUAAUCAAAUGGGUUGUCAAUUUACAUAUUUCUGGUGAUAACUAUAACUGGCCAUGUAAAGAAAACACUAAUAAAGACGAUACAACUCAAAUGAAAGAUCCUGAUGAAAAGAAAGUUAAGGAACUUCCUGGAGAACUAGUAGAAAUGGCAUGCAAAGUGUGUGAAACCUAUCUUGAACAAAUUGAACAUGAUGACAUCGACUCAGACAUAGACGGUCCUCCAGUACUUUCUGACAGAGAAUGGAAUCAAUUAAUUGAACAGUACUACUGUCUCAUUCAUGAGGGUGCAGUGAUUUGUAAUGCAGACAACUACUUCACUCAGUGUCAAAAUAUUUUGCACAGAAUUAUGCUAAUAAACCCGCAACAAGAUAUUGAUGGUCUCCACAACAUCUGGAUUAUUAAACCUGGAGCAAAAUCCCGUGGCAGAGAAAUAGUAUGCAAGAACCGACUGGAUGAUAUAUUGAAACUAGUUGAACCAACUGACCAGUUUCCAAUAAAGGAUCAUAAGUGGGUGGUCCAAAAGUAUAUUGAGACCCCACUAUUGCUAUACGAUGCAAAGUUUGAUAUUAGGCAGUGGUUUCUUGUGACAGACUGGAACCCCCUGACUUUAUGGUUCUACAAAGAAAGCUAUCUCAGAUUUUCCACUCAGCGAUUCUCCUUAGACAAUCUGCACAGCUCAAUUCACCUUUGCAAUAAUUCCAUCCAGAAGAACUACAAGAAUGCACCAGACCGCAGCUCUCAAUUGCCCCAUCACAAUAUGUGGACAAGCAGCAAAUUCCAAGAGUAUUUGCAAAAGAGAGGCCUUGGCCAUAUCUGGCGCAAUGUUAUCUAUCCAUCCAUGAAAAAAAUAUUAAUCUAUACAAUGAAGAUGGCUCAGGAACAGGUUGAACCUCGGAGGAGUAGUUUUGAACUCUAUGGAGCAGAUUUCAUUCUUGGAAAUGACUUUAAACCUUGGUUGAUUGAAAUCAACAGUAGUCCAACCAUGUAUCCUUCCACUCCAAUAACGUCAGACCUAUGUGCUCAGGUUCAAGAAGACACAAUCAAGGUAGUGAUUGACAGGAAGCUCGACAAAAACUGUGACAUUGGACAAUUUGAACUUCUGUGGAGACAGCCCAUGUUGGAUAUGCCACCAUUUAAUCCUACAGACCUUUUUGUGGAAGGAAUCAAUGUUAAGAGAUUGAAAAAGCACAUAGUUGCAAUCAGUAAUUUUAAUUUUCUUGAACCAUUGCUGGGGGUAACACAAUCUGCAACCAAUCAAGAAAUCAAAGGCGACUCAGUGGCACCUGUCAACGACAAGCAAAAUGUAAAAGUAAAACAUGGAAAUAACGUUCCUUGCACUUUGCCAAAGACCCUCAAGAAGCUGCAAGAGAAAAGCCUUAAAGUAAAAAGCACACACAAAAAACCUGUCCACACCAUAGACUUUCCUUGCAUAGUUUAUAGUCCUGAAGCAACAUCUGUAUCUGAUAAAAAAAAGACGAAAGCAAUUAAAGAGCCAAGCCAUCAGAUUGGAAAUCAAGCUGUCACUACAUCUCAAAAGCCACAUGCACUAGAUUGGGCAUUACUUCAGCCCUCUAAAGAUACAGGUCUGCAGAACAAAAACAAGAAGACUCCAUGCCUAAUUUGUGGAGAUGGUUUCCAGUCGGAGAAAGCUUGUAAACACUGCAACUCUUUUUGUGCAACUGUAUUACAAGGAGGUUCAUACUUACCUAUGAGUCCAUGUCCUCCUCCUGAAAAGAUGACAAAGAACAGGCUGACAGUCCCAUGUUAUGGGCUUCCAAAAUACUUUUGA
This is a messenger RNA of Rhineura floridana, 2550 nucleotides long. RefSeq names its product tubulin tyrosine ligase like 8 (gene TTLL8). The transcript is spliced from 14 exons. Bases 1 to 2550 code for a protein of 849 amino acids. Gene Ontology annotation, molecular function: protein-glycine ligase activity, initiating. Gene Ontology annotation, cellular component: cilium. Gene Ontology annotation, biological process: cilium movement; protein polyglycylation; cilium assembly. The record is from RefSeq and is a predicted model, not a curated record. Lineage: Eukaryota; Metazoa; Chordata; Lepidosauria; Squamata; Rhineuridae.